UGUUGUUUUCUGAAUUUAUGGGUUCUUACAAGGUUGAUAGAGAAGUCAAGCUUAUGAGGAAGUAUUAUCAUAACAUUACUUCAAACACUUUAUUGAUUGUGAAAGCAAUGGCAAAACAUGGCAUUAAGACCUUAAUCUAUUCGAGUACCUGCGCGACUUAUGGGGAGCCUGAAAAAAUGCCGAUCACAGAACAAACUCCUCAACUGCCGAUCAAUCCGUACGGAAAAGCCAAGAAAAUGGCUGAAGACGUUAUAUUGGACUUCUCCAAGACAUCAGACAUGGCAGUCAUGAUCUUAAGGUACUUUAACGUGAUUGGAUCCGACCCUGAAGGAAGGCUCGGUGAGGCCCCACGACCCGAGCUUCGCGAACAAGGGAGAAUCUCGGGCGCUUGUUUUGAUGCAGCCAGAGGAAUAAUUCCCGGACUAAAAAUCAGAGGAGUUGAUUACAACACUCCAGAUGGAACUUGUGUGCGAGAUUACAUUGAUGUGACCGAUCUAAUUGAUGCGCACGUUAAAGCUCUAGCCCGAGCCCAGCCCAGAAAAGUCGGUAUCUACAAUGUCGGCACAGGAAAAGGUAGCUCGGUAAAAGAAUUUGUUGAGGCAUGUAAGAAGGCAACCGGAGAAAACAUAAAAGUCGAAUACCUUAGUCGAAGGCCGGGAGAUUAUGCAGAGGUUUAUAGUGAUCCUUCGAAGAUUUGGAACGAACUCAACUGGAAAGCAAAAUAUACAAACCUUGAAGAGAGCUUGGCUGUUGCAUGGAGAUGGCAAAAGGCGCAUAGAAACGGUUACGAUAGU
Striga asiatica is the source of this 794-nucleotide messenger RNA. The record is from the annotation of a GenBank genome assembly. NCBI's taxonomy places the organism in Eukaryota, Viridiplantae, Streptophyta, Magnoliopsida, Lamiales, Orobanchaceae.